Messenger RNA from Helicoverpa armigera (cotton bollworm), 1461 nucleotides. Its product is annotated as retinol dehydrogenase 12. NCBI's taxonomy places the organism in Eukaryota, Metazoa, Arthropoda, Insecta, Lepidoptera, Noctuidae. The record is from RefSeq and is a predicted model, not a curated record. Bases 317 to 1375 code for a protein of 352 amino acids. The transcript has 3 exons.
CAUGCGCCCCGAUUGAAUUUGCAAAACAAACAAGUCAGUACCGUCAGGUGCAUCGCGCAUAUCGCAUAACAGAUGCUAUUUCAUUCCGUAAAUAUUAUUGUGAAAUCAGUGCCGUGCAAGAUACUACCUAAUCUUCAGAUACUAGUGAUCACCCUGUCAUUUAAUCAUAAAUGAGUUGUGUGACCUCAGGACUAACGGUACAAACCAAACAAACACCGGAUCGAGAGAAAGCGUUGAGGAUUUCAAGCGGAGUGAAAGCAACGGUCGCCAGUGCAACCGUAGCGUCGCGUCGAGCGGACGAUAACAUAACCUCAACAUGUCUCUCGCUAUAGCAUCAGCGUUUAUUGUGACCGGGGCUGCGGCCAUUUACUGGUACGUCAACAGGCAUAAACCCUUGAAGCACAUACUCAGUGAGCUGCGAUACGCGCUAGACAUGCAGGGCGCAGGCGCCGGCGGCCUCAUCGAUGACUGGGUGAACGUGUGGCGGAACAAAAUUGUGUUGCCAGACGCGAAUGGGAAAAUCGCGGUUGUCACCGGCGGAGCUCGUGGAAUUGGAACAGAGGUGGUGAGAGGAUUACUAAAGUCGAACAUGAUCGUCAUUGCCGGCGUGAGGAAACCAGAAGCCAUGAUGAAACAGGCGGAAAAUAUGGAAAACGGCAAAAAUAUUGUAGCUUUCCCGUUGGACUUGCAAUCGUUGAAGUCUGUCAAGGAAUUCGCACAGAAAGUAUUGGAAAAGUACCCGACUAUCCACCUUCUAGUAAACAACGCUGGGAUAAUGUAUGGAGACUACCACCUCACGGAGGACGGGUUUGAGAGCCAGUUAGCGGUCAACCAUCUGGGCCACUUUUAUUUGACACACUUAUUGUUGCCAGCAUUAAAAAAGGGCGGCACUGCCGGAGAGUCUGCGAGGGUGGUGAAUGUGACGUCAUGCGCUCAUUACCCUGGAAAGAUCUACUUUGAUGACAUCAAUAUGAAGGAGCAUUACGAUACAACGGCUGCGUACGCGCAAGCUAAACUGGCACAGUUAAUGAGUGCCAGAUACAUAAACUUGAUGUUGGAAGAAGAAGGUUCACCAGUCAAAGGCUAUGCGGUUCACCCAGGAAUUGUGGACACAGACCUAUUUGAGAAGACCAUGUUUAAAAAAGCUUUCCCUUGGCUCAUGAAAGUGUUUUUCAAAACUCCAGCGAAGGGUGCCGUUUCAAUACUUCACGCAUGUUUUGAAAAAGAUUUGGAGAAACGCGGAGGGUUGUACAUAAGUAAUUGUGUUGAAGGAAUUAGUAACAGCUUCUCAAAGAAACUGGAACACCAAGAAAGACUGUUUGAAUUAUCUUGUCAGCUAGUUGGAGUUGAUAAAGCGAGUUUUGGUAAAGCGUAAACUAGUCUUGUAGUCUCGCACAAUUUCUUAACAAGGUGAUAAAACACAUUAGUUUAAGUAUUUACAAAAUAAUAUUUAUGACACUU